Messenger RNA from Girardinichthys multiradiatus, 3849 nucleotides. It is a transcript of the gene adgrf3a, whose product is annotated as adhesion G protein-coupled receptor F3a. Gene Ontology annotation, biological process: cell surface receptor signaling pathway; G protein-coupled receptor signaling pathway. Gene Ontology annotation, molecular function: G protein-coupled receptor activity. The transcript has 19 exons. Gene Ontology annotation, cellular component: membrane. The coding region runs from base 675 to 3770 and encodes 1031 amino acids. The record is from RefSeq and is a predicted model, not a curated record. Lineage: Eukaryota; Metazoa; Chordata; Actinopteri; Cyprinodontiformes; Goodeidae.
AAGAAGUUUAAUCAAUAUUGAAAUGAUUAUUUCAAACAACUAUUCAUUAAACUUGAUAAAAACAAUAUGUCAAUUGCAGUUGAAAAACAGUAAAUUGCCUUGAAACCCCAAAACUCAGAUUCAUAGCUCUGUAAAAAAAAAAGUUGAAUUUUUAUUCCCUCUCCUCACUGCAAAAGGAGAAGCCUGGAGAAGUCGUAAAUUUUAUAAGAUUUUUUUUUUAAUCAAAGGCAGAACAGAGCUGUAGGACGAGGUCCUGCCUUUGCUGAGGGGAAAACAUUUAAAACACUUUUAAUGUUUGUAUGUAAAGUGAAUGAAAUGUGCAUUGUUUACAAAAUCUGCUAAUAAUAAUAGUAUAGGAAACAGUGUUUUUAUUUUGAAAGAAUCCAAUGCAUUUGAAGUACAACACUUUGUUUCAUAGCAGUUUGUGAUCUAUCAUGAUGGCUGGAUACCACAAAGAGUGGACAGUCAUCCCAUUUGACAGUCAAAUUAAACUAACAUUGUAGCCAUUUUACUUUGCAUAUCAGUUAUAAAGCCCGAUGUAAAACCUGACUUUCUCACAGGACGGCUGUUUUUUGGCUAGUUCACUGAUGUGAAGGUUCACUGAUGUGCCUCACGAAAUAAACAGCCUGCAGUUUCCCAGUGCGUCACACCAAGCGGUCAUUUGAAGGAACAAGAUGUGGAUCCUUGUAUUUCUCUGCAUGCUGAGUCUAAACAUUACACAGGCUCCUGUAAGAGGAAACUCUACACAGAUGUAUUAUGCAACACUGAUAAUAGACAGAAGUGCAAUUGAUAAAAUCUAUGAGAGCCUACAAAAAUUCAUAUUCAAAGACAGUAAUGUAACUAUCAGCGAAAUUAAAAUGACAACAGAGUGUAAAGUACAAAAUGAAGGCAUUUACCCCCACAAAAAGUGCAUGUGCAAACAAGGCUACAGAUGGAAAGAUGAAGUUUGUAGCAAUACGUCACAUCAUGAUCAGGAGUGGUGUUUACAUCAACCAAACUCAUUUCCAAGGUGCAUCUCAAAUAGUUCAGUUGGUGUCACAGGGAAUAUCCAACUGGAUGGAGAUGGGUAUAAAGGCUGCCUGACAGUCAAGUCAUCAGACGCUUAUCGGACAUGUAAUGACAAUGUGACAAAAGCGAUACAAAGAGAAUACAGUCUAAUAAGAGGAUUUGACACUCUAGGAAGCCUGGAAUACAGGGUUGGAAGCGUUAUUGUUAAUUUUGCAAUGAAGUUCGCAUCUGCUGUUGAAUCGCAAAAAUUAUUUAGUAGUUCCACAAUCCUGGGUAGGACUCUGCCAGGCUCGUUAACUUUGGAGACAACAGGUUUUGUUAGUUUGAAAGUACCAAGUUCUUCAGUGCUGUACAACAGCAAUGCUUCUAUGAAUUGUACAACUGAGGAAGACCUUAAUGCCGAGCCAAAGUGGACUCUGAAAAGAAAAGAUGGAGAUUUUCUCAUUACUAAUGGCAGUAUCUCAACAGUGUCAAUAAGCCCAAAACAAACCACAGUCAGUCUGAAGCAAGUUAACGAACUCUGGGAAGGAGAGUAUGUAUGUCUCUUUGUACAAGAACAAAACGGCACAACUAUAAAUCACAGAGCCAAUGCUACAAUGGAUAUAUGUCUGAAACCGAUAAUUGAGACUUCUGCAGAGCCGACAUUUCCAUUGUGUAAAAGAGAGAUCGAUAUUUUUCUUGUAACUGUGAAAUGUACAAUAAAGAAAAGCAGUGAAAAUUACACAGUGACAUGGAAUAAUGAUGCCACUCCAAAGGGCAGCACUGAAGAAGAUGACACACAGACUUAUUCAGCUGAAAAAGUAAUCGACUGUAAGAAAACCUCGAGCAGUGGUUCGACUUCUCCAAGUGUAUCAUGCACUUUUACUAAUCAGUGCAAUCAAACUCAAACACAACACAUGAUGGUCAGUGUCAUUUAUGUUGGGGAUAAAUACUGCGUAGGAGAAGGUGAUUGGGGACACACCAAGGCCAAUUUCACUGCACAAAUAAAAUGCCGUAAGCAAGCUGGAACAAGAAAGCGGAAGUGUUUACUUCCAUCAAAUGGCGAAGGGAUAUGGCAAGACGAGGUUUCAGAAUGUGUUGAAAAGAAUCUCUAUGAUGUGCUCGAAAGUGCCAAAAUUAGUGAUAUUGGACUUGGUGAACUAAGUUUAAAUGCUGCAAUAGUAUUUGAGCGCUUUAAGAAUGUCACCAAGACAUCAACAUUACCUGGUUAUGCCAACUUAGAUACAUCAGUCACAGUACUUACCACUAUGAAUGAAAAGCUAUCGAACAGUUCCCUGACGAAUCAAACAGCAAUCGACGAUUUUCUGCUCUCAUCCAGUCAUCUGCUGAAUAAGAGUCUUGAAAGCACAUGGAACACAACGCCUCCUGAAAAGCUAUCAUCUUCAAUGGCUGAGAGAUACAUGCUUUCUGUUGAGGAAUUAAUUAGCAAAUCAGAUAUCAUAGCUAAGAGUAGAAAUGAAAAUCUGGAAGCGUUACCAUGUAAUGUUAGCAGCAACUGUAACAACUCUGUUUUCAAUACCACAGUUAGUCUUUUAGAUGCAGAGAAAAUAAAAACAAUUGGAUUCCAAAACCUGGCGAACUAUUUGCCCUGCAACAACAAAUCAGUGCCCAACAGUAUCAUUGUGUCAACAACUACAGAAACUAAAAGUGAGGUUAAGAUUUCUAUUGACUUUCAACUGAACAACCCAAGGCCUCGCAAUGUUGAGUUACAUUGUGUGUUUUGGAACAAAACACUUAAUGCUUGGUCAACAGAUGGAUGUAAAUGGGAAGUUAACCACAAUGAGGGGCACUGUGUGUGUGAACAUCUCUCCUCAUUUGCCAUUCUAAUGUCCAAGGAGCCCCUGGAGGUCCCUGGUUUAAAUUACGUUACCUAUGUAGCUCUGUCAGUAUCAGUGCUGUCACUCAUCAGCAACCUUGUGAUAGAACUGAUCGUCUGGAGCGAUGUAGUCAAGACGAGUACUUUAUAUUUACGCCAUAUUGCCCAUGUGAACAUUUCUCUGUGUUUGCUGAUCGCUGACCUCUGCUUUUUGGCAUCUGACCCAAAGAAUAUUUCAGAACUCUGGUGUCGAACCUCUGUGGUGCUGAAGCAUUUCUGCUAUCUGGCCAUGUUCUUUUGGAUGUUUUGUUUGAGCGCCACACUUCUUCAUCAGGCAGUCUUUUUGUUCCACAAGGUGAGCAAGAAAAACUACCUGAGGUUCUCAAUGGUCAUAGGCUAUUUUUGCCCCUUGCUCAUAGUCGUCAUUACGUUUCUUACUAAUGACGGUGGCAUUGAGGGGAAGUACUACUCAAAAGAUACCUGCUGGCUGGUUUAUGGCGGACUUUUCGAGGGCACCAUUUUUACAUUUAUCAUUCCAGUUGGAGCAAUUGUUUUCAUCAAUGUGUUCUCGAUGCUUGUGGUUAUCAUGAAGCUCAUAAGUCACCACACAGAAAUACAGCAAAAAACUGAAAUUUCACCAGAAAAGGAGAAAGCAGCUGCCAAAACUGUCAUGAGGUCGGUUAUCCUCCUGACCCCGAUCUUUGGUGUGACAUGGAUCUUUGGAUUUGCAAUUUUGGUUCUUGAUCUCACAAGCGGAUCUCUAGCCUAUGCAGUCCAUUACAUCUUUACCGUGGCCAAUGGAUUCCAGGGUUUAUUCAUUUUGUUGACCACAUGCUUUGGAGACAGAAUGACCCGUGAAGCUCUGCGGAAGUACUUUAACAAGAAAGCUCCAGCAUCCAGUGUCAGUGAGAGCAGCACUACGAUGGAGUCAAAACUGAAGAAAUAAAACCACCUUCAAGAUGUAAAACUAGAGUCACAUUUAAAAUGUACUUUAUAAGAGUACAUUUACUUUUACAUGCAAUUGC